AUGAGUACAUCAAUAAAUAAAGUAUUUGAUAAUGUUCCUGACCGUGUGGGCUAUCUUAUUUUGAAUGAAGAUGGUUCUGUCGAACAUAGUCAUGACGAUCUACAAAAUAACGAGCAAGCAGCGAAUCUAAUUUAUAAAAUGGUUUUAUGUCGGGUUAAAGUUAGCGUACAUUUAAUAAAACAGAUAGCGUUCAAACGAUUCACAGUUUCUGAUGAUCAGUAUGUGUAUUGUAUGGCAUGUGCCAAUCAUCGUAUCUAUGUUGCUAAACGUCGUCAAGAGUCAUCGACUCGCUUGAAAAAAAUAGAUGAUAAUUGA
Molecule: messenger RNA, 315 nt
Organism: Rotaria socialis
Lineage: Eukaryota; Metazoa; Rotifera; Eurotatoria; Philodinida; Philodinidae
Source: the annotation of a GenBank genome assembly